AGCUGCACACACGCAGGAUGCCUUCACGAUUCCGCAACCUGUUCAUCACGGUUAUGUCACGGAGAACGGUUCGAUAGCGCAAUACGGCCCCCAUGUGACUCGCUCUUCUGCUUUCCCUGCCCUCGUUUCAUCUCUACUCUUUUUAUUGUUGUUUCGUCCCCUCCUCAACCAGCCUUAGUACUCUCUUCUUCUUCCUAUUCCUCCGGCUCCGUAGAGCGGGACCGUGCAAAAGAUGCUGCGACGUUCUGCGCGGUCGCUCGCAACGGCGCUGGGAAGCGCCCUCCCGGUGCACCGCGACACGACCCGCAAACCCACCAUGUCGACCGAGGUGGGGAACUGGCUCUACAGGAAGGAGACGAUGCAGGAGUUCAAUCGGUGGUGCCGCGCCCACCAGGUGCGAGCCUACGGCAACGUGAAGAUGACGUCCACCAUACACUUCGCGCGGUGUCUGCGCCUGACCAAGAGUAUCGCGCCCGGCGAGGCCAUCGUUACCGCACCCCUCUCCGCGUGUUUUAACUUCCUCGUCGUCGCGAGGGAGAUGUUCGACAGCUCGAACAGUACCUUUCCGCUGCAGCUGAACUGGAUGAACUACAAUGAACGGCUCAGCUUCAUGAAGAGUGCGUCCAUCUGCGAGUUUGCCCAAGCAGGGUGGAUGGGGCGCAUCGCCUCCCUCGAGGAGUCGCCCUUCGCGCCGUACGUUCGCUACCUUAUGGAGGACACCCGCGGUCGUGAGGGUAUAUCAAAUGGGAUGGCGAGGGAGCGCGAAGAGGAGAGCGGUAUGCUCGAUCACUACUUGUCAGAGAUGGCGACGGACGCCUGCGAGGAGCCAGAGGUGUUUCUCGAGCACUUCUUCCGCGGCCUUGCCUGUCUGCACCUACGUUCGCAGCCCAUCGAAGCAGAGGCGGUGCAGUACUUCAUGCCAGGGACGAACUUCUUCAAGGUAAAGGCGAGCGAGAUGUAUGUGCCGACGCUCGUGCCGCUUGUGGACGCCGUGCCGCAGCUAGAGGAUGGCAACCACAACACUGUAGUGGAGUAUUUCCCGUACAAGGAUGUGGAGACGCUACGGUCGCAGUGCACAGAGCUGGGGAUUCGCUUCUUUGAAAAAGGCAAAGAGGCCCCGAUUGUAACGGAGGAGGCGCCGUCGGGUCAGGGCGUCAUGCAGAAGAUCAACGUCGAGCAUGAGCUGAUGGACCCGGCUCUGUUGCGGGGUGGUGGUUUUGUGGCCCUGCGUGCGCUGCGGCCGCUGGAGGAAGGGGACGUGCUGUACCUUCGCCGCUUCCCCGACUCGUUGAACCGCGCCGAUCAGCGCAAGAUCGAUGCGCAGAUGAUGGAUGCAAACCGGCUGCUGAGUCGUGACAAUUGA
Leptomonas pyrrhocoris is the source of this 1363-nucleotide messenger RNA. RefSeq lists its product as hypothetical. NCBI's taxonomy places the organism in Eukaryota, Euglenozoa, Kinetoplastea, Trypanosomatida, Trypanosomatidae. The record is from RefSeq and is a predicted model, not a curated record. Bases 233 to 1363 code for a protein of 376 amino acids. The transcript has a single exon.